UGCUGCGGGACGCCUUGCUCCCUCACUCCCUCUGACCCUUCUCUUCCUCCGCUGCCUCGCUCUUUUCUUCUCUUCCUGCUCCUGCUCCCCAUCCACCGGCCCCCGAGCUCUAUUGUUGCCCGAGAGGGCUUUUAUUUCUCCGCUCUCUCUUAUCCACAAAAAUUUGCCCGGUCCCAAAUUUGUCGGGGCUUCUCCUCGGCCCUGCCUCUGCCUCUCGCUGCCUCCUCUCCCCUCCUUUCUGGUUUUUCCCUCCUUCCCUCUUCCUCAACUUCCCCUCCGCGGGGCUGCUCUCUCAUUGCCCUAAGAAGGGGGGUGGGUGGGGGAGGGCACGGACGGUGCCAGCAGGCUCCAUCCCCCUGCCGGCCCCAUGCGGUGGGGGCUUCGCAGCUCAGCCGGCGGCUGUCGAGGCUGCUGAGCCUCGGCUGUGGGUUCAUGGGCGCCCCAGGGGCGUCCCGCCCCCACCUCCCGCUCGCUCCGGCUCUCUGUCGCUGCCUGAACGUCCCUGUGACCAUGCCACAAUGGUCCUGAUCUGGCUCCUGGUGUUCAGUCUGCUCCAUCCCAGCGGGCAGGCGGCAUGGGCCCCCCGGGAGGCGGAGGCUGGGGCCCUCGAGGGCCGGCUCCGUAGGGAUGCCGGGGGCCGAGGCGGUGUCUACGAGCACCUCGGCGGAGCGCCUCGGCGCAGGAAGCUCUAUUGCGCCACCAAGUACCACCUGCAGAUCCCCCCCAGCGGCCGGGUCAGCGGCAGCCUGGAGAACAGCGUCUACAGCAUCCUAGAAAUCACUGCAGUGGAGGUUGGAAUCGUGGCCAUCAAGGGACUGUUUUCUGGACGAUAUCUAGCAAUGAACAAACGGGGAAGACUUUAUGCCUCGGAGAAUUACAAUGCUGAGUGUGAGUUUGUUGAGCGACUACAUGAGCUGGGCUACAACACCUAUGCCUCCCGCCUGUACAGAACAGCCCCCAGCGAUACUGGGGCCAGGCGCAAAGCCAGUGCCGAGAGACUCUGGUAUGUCUCCAUCAAUGGGAAAGGCCGACCCAGGAGGGGCUUUAAAACCCGCCGGACCCAGAAGUCUUCUCUCUUCUUGCCCCGAGUCCUGGAUAAUAAAGAUCACGAGAUGGUCCGACUCUUCCAUUCCAGCCUCCGGUACAGGGAGAGCCUCCGGAAGCCAGUGGACAGAAAUGAGAGAAAGAGGAGGCAGGGACAUUUGCCAGUUCUGGAAGCCGGCGAGAGGGACCCGCCCGAGGUUCCCUCUAUGCAAGCAUCAAGCCCUCCGGGGACAUUCUGACCCACUGGGUGUUUGCUUGGACAUUCUCCAACCUAUUUACUUUUAGUGGUUUUAGAUGCACUCAUGGUGGCCUACAAAAUGCCACGUCCUGGAGGCACACUCCGAUGUCGAGCCAUCUUGUCCUUGGUUUUCCAUCUCAACCGAUAUCUGUAAACAUUUCAUUUGGGGGCUCCGACGUCUUUCCAUGUAUUGUUGACUUCACUUACCUUGCCCCAGCAUCCUCAGAGGGCCCUGCCCAUUGCCUUCUAUUCCCCGGGAGCCGGCCAAGCACUUCCCAACUGUCUGACAAUACAGGAGGGAAUCCUGGAUGGGAAGGCCAGAGUGCCCAGGAGGCAAAGGACGGGAGAGGGUGGCAGAGAGAUUCCAGUUGAAAUGGCCACAUAUCCCACUGGAAGGUCCUUCUGAUGGGUCGUCAAGGCCCAUCAUGCCUCUCCCCUAAAGUGAAGGUAGCUAAGAUCCCUCAGCUUGCUGGGGAAGACUCUUGUGGUCUCCGAGGCAGAGCCCGGCUCUCUCUCUUCCUCAGCCCACACACCCUCAUCCUGUGUGAUCUCCAUCCACAUUUCCUCGUCAACCCUCCAGGAAGGCUGGAGGCCCUCCUACUGCUCCUUGGACAUCCUGGGAGCACCAGGGUACCCCCUGGGCUGUCGUCUCAUUCUGGCAGCCUGUGCCACCUCCUUUUCUGGUCCUGCUCACCCUCCGUCACCUCUUUUAGGUCAGAAACGUGGGAAUCCUUUCCACCAGCAAUACACAUGGGUGAACAGUUUGGGUGUUCGCUAUUUGUUUAAUGAAAUCAUUAAAGCGACCUAAAAAGACUUUAUCUGACUUCUUUCCUUCCUCGAUGAUGCUGGAUCCUGGGAGAGCCGGUGCUCUUCUGUGGGCACCUCUCCAUCCAGCGCAGGCAGCUCUUUCCUCUUUUCCUUUUACCCUUGGAUCUCCAUCAGACUUGUAGGGCUUCUCUCUUAACGGUCAUAACAUCCUCUGGGAAAUUUGCUCUGGGUUAGCAGGGAAAGCCAUUUCUCCAAGCCGGGGCCAUUUGGGUUUG
This is a messenger RNA of Monodelphis domestica (gray short-tailed opossum), 2325 nucleotides long. RefSeq names its product fibroblast growth factor 3 (gene FGF3). Lineage: Eukaryota; Metazoa; Chordata; Mammalia; Didelphimorphia; Didelphidae. Gene Ontology annotation, molecular function: growth factor activity. The record is from RefSeq and is a predicted model, not a curated record.